Xiphophorus hellerii (green swordtail) is the source of this 2651-nucleotide messenger RNA. RefSeq names its product lectin, mannose-binding 2 (gene lman2). Bases 89 to 1090 code for a protein of 333 amino acids. The record is from RefSeq and is a predicted model, not a curated record. The transcript has 8 exons. Gene Ontology annotation, biological process: endoplasmic reticulum to Golgi vesicle-mediated transport. Gene Ontology annotation, cellular component: endoplasmic reticulum-Golgi intermediate compartment; endoplasmic reticulum membrane; Golgi membrane. NCBI's taxonomy places the organism in Eukaryota, Metazoa, Chordata, Actinopteri, Cyprinodontiformes, Poeciliidae. Gene Ontology annotation, molecular function: D-mannose binding.
UCUUGUUUCUUGUCGGAGGAGAAAAGCGAAAGGAGUUUGGGACAUCGAAGUUGUUGUGAGAGCUUCCACCUGAGGGUGUUUUGGCAAAAUGAGCGGAUUUAAAACAUUUCUAAGCUCAAUAUUUAUUUUCUUCCUGGUGGAGUGCUGCCUGGUUGAUUGUGAUAUAACGGACGGAAACGCGGAGCAUCUGAAGAGGGAACACUCUCUGACGAAGCCUUACCAAGGUGUUGGCAAUCAGUGGGAUUUCUGGGGAAGCACACUGGUGACGAGCUCAUAUGUCCGGCUUACUCCAGAUGAGCGGAGCAAACAGGGAUCCAUAUGGAAUACUGUGCCUUGUUACCUGAAGGAUUGGGAGAUGCAUGUGCAGUUUAAAGUUCACGGAUCAGGAAAGAAGAAUCUCCAUGGCGAUGGCAUCGCUAUCUGGUACACGAAGGACAGACUGCAUCCAGGCACUGUGUUUGGAAACCAAGAUCAGUUUCAUGGCCUGGCUAUUUUUUUGGAUACCUUCCGCAAUGACCUCCAUGGAAUGGAUCGCUCCUUCCCUUACAUCUCGGCCAUGGUAAACAACGGCACAGUGAGUUAUGAUCAUGGUAAAGAUGGCCGCUCAUCGGAGCUGGGAGGCUGCUCAGCUGACAUUAGAAACAGAGACUUUGACACGUAUCUCGCUAUCCGCUAUUCUAGAGGAAGACUGACGGUGAUGGUUGACGUGGAUGACAAGAACGAGUGGAAAGAGUGCAUUGACAUCGGAGGUGUUCGUCUUCCUACUGGAUAUUUCUUCGGUGCAUCAGCAGCAACUGGAGAUCUCUCAGAUAAUCAUGAUGUCAUCUCUAUGAAACUCUACCAGCUGAUGGUGGACCACUCCCCUGAAGAGGAGAACUUAGACUGGACUAAAAUCGAGCCCAGCGUCAGCCUUUUCAAGUCCCCCAAAGACAACAUUGAUGAUCCUACUGGAAACUUCCGGGGCACGCCCCUCACAGGUUGGAAGGUGUUCCUGCUCCUGCUGUGCGCUCUGCUGGGAAUUGUCGUGUGCGCGGUGGUAGGAGCUGUGGUUUUCCAGAAGAGACAGGAGAGAAACAAGAGGUUCUACUGAGCAGAGAGCGGAAACUCGUCACAAAGGUGGAGCUUUGUUGUGGAAUGAACUGUUCCCAGAUGACAGAACGAGCGCAUUCAAUGUGAACUUUUUAAUGGAGAUUGUAUAAAUGUUUAUAACUUUUAAAGCACUGCAUUACGAGUGAAUCAUGGGAUGAAGGUGGAGGACGAGUGGUGACAUCUUCAGUGACCCUAAAUGCUGAUUUUUCUGUGCUUGUUCAUUUAUUGCAGGGUUAAAGUUGAAACAAACAUGGAAUUCAGUCUGUAAAAAAUCAGGCUGUUUUUUUUUAAGCCACCUGUUCUACAAAAGUUAAUAAUGACAUCAUGAUUUAGGUAUUUAUUUUUGUCUUCCAACUGUUUUUUACUUCUUUUUACAAAGAAAAGCUCUACCAGGCAAAAACUGCUCUUUCAAAAUGUAAAAAGGAAUUAAUCUAGUAAAAUAAAAAUAUAAAAAGUGUUUGACCUGUGACCCCGAUCAAGGUGAGAAGAACAAGUUUUAUUUGUUUUUAGCGUUUUUGUGUUACUGCCGUUCUCUUUCUGAAAACCAGAAACUCUGAAGCUUCCUCUUCGAAGUUUUGAGUUUGUUUUGUUUCACGUGGAUCUGUGUUGGAACAAACUUUAGUAGCUGUCUGGGGUUUUCAUGCUUGUUUUUUUUUUUUUAUGCGUUGUUGCUUAAAGUGUCAAAGGAUGGAUACUGUUUAAAGUCUGCAGUUCUUAGUUCUAAUUUUUCUUUGUUUCAAACUGUUAGAAAGAAGUGGGUAAAGCAGCAUCUAGCUAUUUCUAAUUAUGUUUAACUCAGUGGCUGGAAAAUAAGUUAAUCUAGAAAUAUUAAAAAAGGCAUUUGAAAAGAAUUUGGGUUUAAUCUCUAAAAAAAGGUAAAGAUGGUUAGGCAUCUUUUUUUUGAAAGCGUUUAUCAGAACAUUCAUACAUGAAAAAGGGAAAUUGAGCUGCUGUCAAUUUAUAAUAAUCACACAAUCAUCUCGUGAUUUCUGCAGUUUGCCUAUACUAACGGAUGUAAUAUGAAUAAGGGUGUGUGUGCUUAGAAGCUUCUUAGUUACGGUAAUGUGUAUGGCUGUGUGUUGGCUAGGAUUUUCUGAUUUAUUUUUAUUUUAUCUUGAAAUGACAUCAGUAUGUGGAUUGGAUUCUAAAUUUUGCAAAACCCUUAUAAGUGCAAAGGCGUUAAUUUAGAGUUUUAGAUUGUUUUGCUAUAAAAAUACUGUUUGAUUUAAAACUGUUAUGAAAUUAAUCUCUCAUGAGGCCUCCUAUCGAACCCAAUUGUUAAUUGUUUUUCCUAUUUUCGUCAUUAUGUGAUUGUCCCCAGUCAGCAAUGUUGAAUUCCUAUUGGUGAAUUCUUUAAUACAGUGUUAAUCAUGAAAUCGCAGCUAACUAUAUCAGAGCUUAAAUUGAUGACUUAUUGUUGCACUCAUGAAUGUUGAAGCUCAUAAUGUCUGCAUCUUUUAUUUUGACUACAAAUACUUUUCUUGCCAUGUCAGCUUAGUUUGUGAUGAAACUUGAAACGGCUCCACUCAUCAGAAAUAAUGAAUAAAACUGAAAAAAACCCA